Prunus armeniaca (apricot) is the source of this 204-nucleotide messenger RNA. The record is from the annotation of a GenBank genome assembly. NCBI's taxonomy places the organism in Eukaryota, Viridiplantae, Streptophyta, Magnoliopsida, Rosales, Rosaceae.
AUGCAAAAAAGUAAUCAGGGAUUCGGGGCGGGUAUGGGGGAUAGUCCCCCGAUGGGAACGGGGACGGGGAUUCCCCGAAACCUAUUAAACGGGGAUGGGUUCGGAGACGGUGGCGGGAAUGGAGAGCGGGGACGGGGAUGGUAUUGUCAUACCCGACCCGUUGCCAUCCCUAGUUUUGAACAGGAAAGUAGCCGAAGUUUGUAG